Dermatophagoides farinae (American house dust mite) is the source of this 597-nucleotide messenger RNA. RefSeq lists its product as uncharacterized. The record is from RefSeq and is a predicted model, not a curated record. Lineage: Eukaryota; Metazoa; Arthropoda; Arachnida; Sarcoptiformes; Pyroglyphidae.
GGAGAAAAAAAAUGUUACGACAAGCUGGUAAUCGAUUGAAUAGACUUGGAAUGUUUGCAUCGGCAUUGGUUCCAUUCGAUAACGAUGAUGAUGAUGAUGACGAUGAUUAUGAUGAUAGUCGAUCAAAUAGAUCGAGCCGAAAACAACGAUCAAAGAAUAUUUCCGAUGAUGAUCAUUUUGGUGGAUCAUCAAAUGGUCAUACAUUACGAUCAUUACGUUGGGUAAUUCUAGUAUUCCUAUUCAUCAUGAUAUUCAUGUCAUUGCAUAUCUAUACUGAAGAUCUAAAAUAUCUAGAAGAUCGUAAACAACAACAUCGUCAUAGUGGUAAUCGUUCAGUACCAUUAGUAUUUGUCAUGUCAACAAUGUUGUUGAUUGGUCUCGGUUUUUAUGGUGUUUAUCAUGUUAAAAUGUACUAUACAUUCAUAUUUGCAAUUUUAUUGUCCAUUCUGUUGACUAUGAAAAUGAAUACUGAUUAUUGGCAACAGAAUAGCCUUAAUUCAAUUAUGUUUCAUAUUACACAUUUUGUCACAUUAUUCUGUACAUGGGCAUUUUCAUGUCUUGGUGCAUGUCAUUUUUGUUGAUGAUAAAAAUUUUUUU